AUGACUUUCCUUUCAUCUUUAUCUAAUUGCACAUUUUUGGAAGAGCUGGUUAUAUCCUACAAUUCCUUCAAUACUACAAUUCCUUCCAUUUCACUUAACACCUUCCUUGCAAGUUCUAACCAAAUAAAGGGUCAAAUCCCAAUGGGAAUUGGUUCCUUGAAAAACUUGAUCUUUCUUGAUUUAAGCCCUAACAAUUUGACUGCAAGCAUACCAUCAACAUUAGAAGGAUUUCAAGGGUUGCAAAGAUUGCAUCUUAGUGAGAACAAUAUUGGAGGAAACAUUCUAGAAGAACUUUUUCAGCUAAGGAAUUUGGGAGAAUUAUUUUUCUCACAUAACCAAAUCUCUGGAUCCAUCCCAAAUUGCAUCGAAAACCUUAGUCUUUUGCAGAGAUUAAACCUGAGUUACAACGGAUUGACGUUAUCAAUCCCAUUGAAAUUGUGGAGCCUUGGAAAUCUACUAUUCUUGGAUUUAUCAUCGAAUUACUUUGGUGGAUCUUUGUCUCCAAACAUGAGAGAACUGGAUGGUAUUAUAUUCAUGAACUUAUGUCGUAACCAAAUUAUUGGAAAUAUUCCAAGUAUCGUUGGUUGCCCUAUUAUUCUUCCUCAAGAAAAUGAGUCAGUGCUUUUGGGUGCUUCCAUUCUUGGUGCAAUUGCUGCAAAGAAGUUUUCAAGUCUGAAUGAGGCCAUGAAGGCAAUGAAUGCAGUUGAUGAGAUGGUAUGGGAUUUCGUCGAGAAUAGGUAUGAUAGACCCACUACCGCCAAAUCCGAAUGGGAUAAGGCAGCUCUUGCUUUGGCAAAUGCUAAUAACAAAGCAAUUAACGCUAUUUUUUGUGGUGUGUCUAUUGAUGAAUUUCACAGUAUAUCUCCUGUGAAAACCACCAAGGAAGCUUGGACAAUUCUUGAGACUACCUAUGAAGGUGGUGAGAAAGAUUUGAGGCCCUUAUCGGAGAGCCUCCGUGCAAAGGUCAUAGCUAUAGAAGAGAGCAAAGAUUUCGAUGAGAUCAAGAUUCAAGAACUCAUUAAAUCUCUCCAAACAUAUGAGCUCAGACUGCCUUCCCACAAGCCAAGCAAAUUACUUGCUCUCAAAACCAUCAACGAGAGAAUGGAUGACUCCUCCGAAGAAGAUAAUGUGAAGAAGGAGGUAGCGUUCCUUACAAAGAACUUCCAGAAAUUUCUGAAGAUGAAAAACAGUGGAAAGUCUUUUAGCAAAGGAAAGUUCUCAUCCUCCAAAGGAGAUAGGAAGGAGUUCAAGAAGAAAGAUGGGAAGAAUUCUCAAUCCCCUCAAGGAAUCGUGUGA
This is a messenger RNA of Quercus lobata, 1296 nucleotides long. Its product is annotated as probably inactive leucine-rich repeat receptor-like protein kinase IMK2. The transcript is spliced from 4 exons. Gene Ontology annotation, molecular function: protein binding. Bases 1 to 1296 code for a protein of 431 amino acids. Lineage: Eukaryota; Viridiplantae; Streptophyta; Magnoliopsida; Fagales; Fagaceae. The record is from RefSeq and is a predicted model, not a curated record.